Messenger RNA from Carica papaya (papaya), 1813 nucleotides. NCBI's taxonomy places the organism in Eukaryota, Viridiplantae, Streptophyta, Magnoliopsida, Brassicales, Caricaceae. The record is from RefSeq and is a predicted model, not a curated record.
UGUCACAUACUUAAAUAAUACUGGUUUUAGUGGGAUCCUGAUCCUGUGGUUGCCAGAGAGCACGAUUGAGCUCACGGGAGCACGUGAGUUGAUAUCUCUCCUCUCCUCAACACAUGCCCUUCAAAUCACUCUCUCUCCUCCUCGAUCGUCUCACGUUACGUCACCCUUUAGAUGUACGCAUACAACUUUUCAGGCCCUGAAGUGUUCGUUCAUACCCCAUAAGAAAGGAAAGCUUGUCGUACGGUACGAGGGUAUUUGGCAAAAACACAGUAGCCGAUAAUUCCGUCUUAUCCAAAUCGUAUAAUAUACUAUACUGAUUAGUGAGUGUAUGUUAUGUACAGCACAAUUGUUCAUUCAAACAUACACUCGAAAACCUAUGUAACAUAGAAGGUUAGAGUUUCUGUUUUUAUAGGUUUAUUAUUAUAUUAUUACUGGUUUCGUGCUUGAGCUUCUUGAAUCACGAGUUGUCGAUCCAUAUCCUGCUGCUUUCAUGAGCUAUAAAUGUGAAUUUCUGAAUUUUGAGGAUUGGGUUUCAUUUCUGCGGAUAGAGAAGUUGAGGGAAUGUCUGAGCUUUGUAUCCACGGUGGUUUAGAUGAUUUUGCAUACUGGGCUUCUGGUGGAGUGUGCAGGAUUUACUCAUUUGGAUUUUGGAGGUUUAGAGUUUUGUAAAGUGAACGACUGAUCCGAAUCUUUAGUUGGGAAAACUCUUCUUUCUUCUAUUAUGAGCGAAGAUUUGGUAAUUCCAUGUUGGAGGAUUUAGGUUACCGACAUUCGCUUGUAAAGUUUCAUAUGAGUUAGUUUGAUUAAAGAAGCUGGUGAGGAGAAAUCCAAGAGGGAGCCCAAGAGAUGUCAAAGUCUGCAAAUGAAACUAACCGCUCUGGAAGCACUUCUGCUAAAUCAGAACAAAAUGCACGUGUUGUUGCACAGACUCGCAUUGAUGCCAAAUUGCAUUCAGAUUUUGAAGAAUCUGAACGUUUGUUUGAUUAUUCAACUUCGGCUGAUAUGAACUUAUUGAGUUCGGCUAGCAAUGUUCCCUCUUCAACUUUAUCAACUUACCUCCAAAAGAUGCAGAGAGGAAAGUUAAUUCAGCCCUUUGGUUGUAUCAUUGCAGUUGAUGAGCAAAACUUCACAGUUCUUGCCUAUAGUGAAAAUGCCCCAGAAAUGUUGGAAUUGGCACCACAUGCUGUUCCAAGUAUGGAGCAGCAAGAAGCUCUGACUUUUGGAAAUGAUGUAAGAACACUAUUUCGGUCUCCAGGAGCUGCAGCCUUGCAGAGGGCAGCCAACCUUGAUGAAGUUAAUCUUCUCAAUCCAGUAUUGGUUCACGGUAAAACCUCAGGUAAGCCCUUUUAUGCUAUUUUGCACAGAAUUGAUGUGGGGUUAGUCAUCGAAUUAGAACAAGUGAAUCCAGCUGAGGCGCCAGCGACUGCUGCUGGGGCAUUGCAAUCUUAUAAGCUUGCGGCUAAAGCCAUUUCAAGGUUGCAGUCCUUGCCUAGUGGGAAUAUAUCACUUUUAUGCGAUACAUUAGUUAAGGAAGUAAGUAAGCUAACUGGAUAUGACCGAGUGAUGGUGUAUAAAUUUCAUGAAGAUGAGCAUGGAGAAGUUGUUGCUGAAUGCCGCAGACCUGAUUUGGAGCCAUAUUGUGGUUUGCAUUACCCAGCUACUGAUAUACCACAAGCUUCCAGAUUCCUCUUCAUGAAAAACAAGUAAAGAUGAUAUGUGAUUGUUCUGCCGCACCAGUGAAGAUAAUUCUAGACAGAGAUUGAUAAGCCAUUGAGUCUUGAUGGAUCUAUAUUGAGAUCUCUCAUAGUUGUCA